AUGUCUCUUAGUUAAUUGUAUGGGAAAUAGACAAUCAAUUAUGCAAGUACACUAUAAAAUUAAUCAUUUUAAGAGAGCUCAGACAGAUGAGAUCUCCAAAUGAUCAACAGUCAUUUGGAUUACGUUAAGAAUAUAAUGAUUUAACAUAAUUACAUCGAUAGACAGCUGAAACUAAGAAGCAUUAAAGAGCAAAGUCUACUUUGUAGAAUAAUUAUAGAUAAGGAACUCCUAUAACAGAUUUAGAAGAGAUAGAAGGGGAGAAAUUAUUUGAUUAGUUUUUCAAGCUUAAUAACUCAAAAAGUGAUAGUGAUUUUAUGAGAGAUUCUAUGUAGAGAGAUCAAAAACAUCAUGAAUCAGAUUUUUUAAGGUUUGUAUAGAAUGCAAUAGAAUAUCAUAAGCAAUCUGAAUUACACUUUAGACCUACUAUGAAAAAGAAUUCACAUUUAGAACAAAAAGCAAAAGAACUUGCAAUUUCAAAUAGAUUAUUGGCAAGCGAAAUAAAUCGCUACAAAUAGAAAGAAUCUGAGUUAAAAAAUAAGAUAAAAAUUAUAUCAAAAGAAUAUUAAUUAGAGUUGGCUUAAUUGGUAUAAAAGAAUGAAUGGUUGGAAGAGUUGUUAGUUAAGUAAAAAAUAGACAAUGAAAAUUCGUUACUAGCUGUUAAGAAAUCCUUAGAGAUCAUGCAAGGAAGAUGUAAAUGUUAAAAAGGAAUGGUGGAUAAGAUACUCAAAGAAGUUAAAUAGUAAUCUAGACCAUAAUAUGAUCUUUAAGCAACUCAUUCAUCUUCUGAAUUGAGUAGUAAUACUGAAGAAGAGGACUUCAAUUAUGAUUAUAUGAGAAGAAGAAAAUCUUUAUCUAAGGUAUUAAAUAAAAUAAAUACAGACAUCAGAAGAGCAUUAAUUCUUACAUUCCAGGAGUAAAAACUCCAGGGAGUUUACUAGAGAUCUCUUUAUUCGAAAGAAACCUAUACAAGACCCUUAUUAUACCUGA
Messenger RNA from Paramecium sonneborni, 987 nucleotides. The record is from the annotation of a GenBank genome assembly. NCBI's taxonomy places the organism in Eukaryota, Ciliophora, Oligohymenophorea, Peniculida, Parameciidae.